AUGGAUUUUGAUUCGACGACAACUUUGAAUGCUUCCCAUUCACUUUCCCUUCAAGAAACCGAUGUAAAAGCUCUCCCAAUAGUGCUUUCUGAUCAAUGCUGCCUAAAGACCAAUAUAUGUAAAUUAUGUAAACAAAUUUUUAAAUCUCCUAAAGAUCUUAGAGAGCAUCUUGUUCAAGAAUUUAAGCUGGAUAAUGAGACAAUUGGCUUAUUAGAUAUUGAGCUCGGAGUUGAUGAUUAUUCUGAUUUGCAUUUAGACUACAGCCCCAUUGUUGAUUCUCCUUCACUUGAAAAUCCAGUUUUUUCUGGAAUUUCUUGUCCAAAAUGCUUAAAAUCUUGCAAAAGCCAAAAAGGCUUGCAACAACAUAUGGGAAGAGCACAUAUAAAUAGAAAAAAGAAGGUUAAGUGCGAAAAAUGUGGAAAAGCUUUCAAGCAUAAGCAUGCCUUGAGGUUUCAUGAAAGACAAGUCCAUGAAAAAUCAACCAGAGUUGUUUGUAAAUAUUGUGGAGUGUCAAAAUAUAAUAAGUAUACUUUGGCAAGCCACAUAGACCAAGUCCAUCUCAAAGAUGCAGAGUUUGAAAAAAAUAUACAUAUGUAA
This is a messenger RNA of Blepharisma stoltei, 597 nucleotides long. NCBI's taxonomy places the organism in Eukaryota, Ciliophora, Heterotrichea, Heterotrichida, Blepharismidae. The record is from the annotation of a GenBank genome assembly.